AUGCGUGCCGCGCCCCUCCUUGUCUCCCCGCCCCUCCCCGGGCGGGGAGGGGAGGGCACAGGGGGAGGAGGGAUAGGUAGCGGGCCGGCCUCGCGCGUGCGCAGGCGCGCCGUCUCCGCCCCCUCCCCCCCCGGAGGCGUCUGGGUGUGCGGACCGCGCGCGCGCGCGAGUCUCGGAGGCGCACCUGUGAGGUGUCCCCCCCCCCCGCCCCCGGGGAGAGGGCCGUGGGCGCGCGCGCGGAGUCGCACUCGGGAGGGAGUUGGACCCGGCCGACGCCCCGCACCGUCCCGGCCCCGAGGCCGCCCAGCGUCCCGCCGAGGUGAUGAGGACCCCCCCGCAGCCCCAGCAAGCCUGGCUGCUGCCGCCGGACGCCUCCAUUGUCUGACCACCGCCUGGGCUCCCCCGGCUCCCCGCAGACCUGCAAGUCCAAGAGACGUCCCUCUGGAAGAUGAGAGAGCUGCCUCUUCAGGAUCCAAAAAAAGAAAACCAGCGUGCUACUGUAUAGAGUUCCCAGGAGCAAGGCUGGCUGUCCUUGGAGCAAGGAACCUCCAUGCUGUCAAGACCUGCCAUCUGAUGGGCAGGAAGCAGAGUGACAUUCUGACUCUUCUGAGGGUGCUACCGGGACUCACCACCAGCUGGCACCUUCUGCCCUGGACAGACAGAUCGCACUACACAGGCUUUGUUUUAUGAGUGAGAAGUCGAAGAGUACUGCACAUCGGAGAGACUCCAGGAGCUCCGAACAAAGCUUCCUCAUCCCUGCCCCUGGAAUGUUGACCACAGGGGAUCUAAAGGAAAGAAAGCUCUGGGCUGGUGAGCUAUGGGAUUCUUAUGAAAGCCAGUGCGACUUCGUAAUCAGUAAGAACUCUGAGUGAGGAACACUAUGCAGGAAGAAGCCUUCCACAGAAAGACAGGCAGGGAGAAGCUGAGGCUGACGGUAAGCUUGCCCAGUAGAGCGAGCCUGAGAUAGAUUGCCAAGAUGGCAAAAUAAGAGGCUUUAUGAAGUAGCAGUCCUGGAACUCAUAGUUGUAAGGACACUUUCUUCUCUAAGUCACAAUACCAAAUAGGAAAAAUGAUCUACAAGUGCCCCAUGUGCAGGGAAUUCUUCUCUGAGAGAGCAGAUCUUUUUAUGCAUCAGAAAAUCCACACAGCAGAGAAACCCCAUAAAUGUGACAAGUGUGAUAAGGGUUUCUUUCACAUAUCAGAACUUCAUAUUCAUUGGCGAGACCACACAGGAGAGAAGGUCUAUAAAUGUGAUGAUUGUGGUAAGGAUUUUAGCACGACAACAAAACUGAAUAGACAUAAGAAAAUCCACACUGUGGAAAAGCCCUAUAAAUGCUAUGAGUGUGGCAAAGCCUUCAACUGGAGCUCCCAUCUUCAAAUCCACAUGAGAGUCCACACUGGCGAGAAGCCGUAUGUCUGCAGUGAGUGUGGGAGAGGCUUCAGUAAUAGUUCUAACCUUUGUAUGCACCAGCGAGUCCACACUGGGGAGAAGCCCUUCAAAUGUGAAGAGUGUGGGAAAGCCUUCAGGCACACCUCCAGCCUCUGCAUGCAUCAAAGAGUCCACACUGGAGAGAAGCCCUAUAAAUGUUACGAGUGUGGGAAGGCCUUUAGUCAGAGCUCCAGCCUCUGCAUCCACCAGAGAGUGCACACAGGGGAGAAGCCCUAUAGGUGUUGUGGGUGUGGGAAGGCCUUCAGUCAGAGUUCUAGCCUCUGCAUCCACCAGAGAGUGCACACAGGGGAGAAACCUUUUAAGUGUGAUGAGUGUGGCAAGGCCUUUAGCCAGAGUACAAGUCUUUGCAUCCACCAGAGAGUACACACCAAGGAGAGAAACCAUCUCAAAAUAUCAGUUAUAUAAAGAUGUUUUGCUAAGAAUUAAAAAUCUUAAACCCGUAAGUGCCACUAGGAAGGAAACCCCAAAUCCACCUACAUUGACCCCGGGAACAUCUACAGCAGUUCCCAGAAGAACAUUCUUUCUGAGGAGGUUUAGGUGAGGUUGUGUUUUUCUGAACUUGGAAUUUCUUUGUAUGUGCCCAAGAUGGAGUAUUGUGUCCCUGUCAUGGGUACGUGUUUCCUGGGACUCUGGCAACAUGCCUCAGCAGCUGAAAGAAUCCUUAAAACUCACGAGUCUUGCUUAGCCUCUGAGUCACCUUCUAUCUGUGCUGUGCUUCCAGGCAACGCCAGACACCCCCUUUUGGACCACACGCUCCUUCCUUUAUUCAAGCCUACCUACCGGUCAGUGCAUUUAAAGAUGGACAGCUCCCUUGAAGGCCAAGUCCUGGUAUUUCUGAGGUUGCCACUUGACUCAAUCCUGACAUAGCUUUCCAUAUAUCCCAUUACUUCUGAAUCCACCUUACCUCGUGUCCUCAGAGUACCUAUAAACACCUACCCCUUCCUAGAUGGCAUUAAAUUUCAUUUUAGAUUUUAGGAAAGUCAUAAUAUGCACUCACUCAGCCGAUCAGGAAAUCACUGGCAGAUGUACAUGCUCUGGAACUUUUCUUUAGUUUGUGGACUCUGCUAAUCACUGUGUCUCUAAGUUAGACUUUUUUCCUAGUGGCUGCGUCACAUGCUUUAACUUGAAAUUUUUUUUAAGUAGCUGAAUGUAUAUAUCAGGGAGGAAGAAGCAAGCAAACUGAGCUUGUCUGCUUCAAGAGUGACCCUCUUGGGCUCCUUUUAUAAAUGGCGGGGUUCCCUACCAGCUGGGGAGGCCUUGGGAGGGCUGACUGGGGAGUCACUGAGGAUGGAUCUGUCAUCUCAGGCAAUAAUGUGUAGAUGUCAUCAUGGAUCACAUACAGUUCUUUUUAGGCAUGAGUGUGUAUUGCUGACCCAUCCUCCUCAUUCAUUCACUGAGUAUUUAUUGAACGCCUCCUGGGUGUCGGACAUGUACUGGGUGCUGGGAAUGCCACUGGAUCAUGAAAUUCACCUCUGGAGGAAACGGGAUAACAAGUUAACACAUAAAUAAUGUAGUUUGCAGUAGUGAUUAAGUGCUAUGAGAAAUAAACUAGGGUGGUAUGUAGAGGGGGGUGGGGGGCCAGGUAGCAAGGGUCAGAAACUCUGCGCUGAAGGUGCUGGGGCCAGGUGAGGGAGCAGUGUGAGUACACAGCACAGGUGCUGCUGGCCCUGGGGACGAGAUGCAGGUGCUGGAGGGAGUUUGGGGAGGGAGGCAGGCGCUGAGCCGUGAGCUUAGCGCCUAGCAUUUAUGGGCCUGUUGUGUUUAUUUUGUUUCUACUGACUGAUGCUAAAACUCUCGGAGGAACUCGAGGGAUGUUGAGAAGACCAAAAGUCCCCGGGGACACCGACACAAAGCUCCCAUAGCCGUUUCCUUCUCAUUCCCGUUCUCGGUCUCCCACAUGCAGUCAUUUGCUCAGGAAGUCUUUGGGGAAACUAAUGACCUGUAAGUCUGAAGUGGGUGACUGGCUUGGUGGCUUCUGCCAGCCAUUUAAGGCUGGAGAAAGAACUUCCCAGAUGGUCAGAAAUACAAGACUGCUUGGUUUUUCUCUGCAGGUUUGUUUUUUUUUUGUUUGUUUGUUUGUUUUGUUUUGCUUUUUAGGUGUUUGGCUGGAAGAGGCUGUUGUAAGACUGAAGCCUUGGUGUGUAGAGGAGGCUUGAUCGGAGCACACAGUCAGUGGGUUGUGUUUGGGCAUGAAUCUGUUACCGUGCAUUUCAGUGCAGACGCCUUCAGGCAAGCCUCUGGCCCACUGGUCACUGCCUUCCCCCUCUCCAGAGGGCUAUUGACUCACAAAGCCCCUUCCAGGCCUCACAGCCACCACAGCAAUUUACUGUAGUGUCUUAACUCAAUGUCACCACAGCGUGGAGCAUUAGAGGAAAGCCUAGACUUUGAGUUGAUAGAGAGCCAGUUGAAUAUCAUCGAUAGAAUCUUAGUUUUAGGAAGAAUUGGUUUGAUUUCUAGCUUUAUUACUACUAGGUAUGUAAGCUUGGGCAAAUCGCUUAAUCUUCAGGUCUAGUUUUCUCACAGAAUGAGGACACUGGACUAAAUGAUUUCCCAAUUUCCAGCUAGUCCUAGAGUUCUAUAUUUCUACAUAGUUGAAUUAUUUUAUCAUGCUGUUGCUGGGAAAUACAACUAACACUUUUGAAGCUACUAAUUUUAUGUCAAGCUUUAAAGUCCAUAAUUGUUAUCUUCAGAAAAUAUUAUUUGACCUACAGUAUGUCUAAAUCAAUUUAAUAAAAUCACUUUAUAACAGGG
Molecule: messenger RNA, 4201 nt
Organism: Peromyscus leucopus (white-footed mouse)
Lineage: Eukaryota; Metazoa; Chordata; Mammalia; Rodentia; Cricetidae
Product: proline-rich proteoglycan 2-like
Exons: 4
Coding region: 1-690 (229 amino acids)
Source: RefSeq, a predicted model, not a curated record